AUGCUGCAGUCAGCCGACUCAUUGCUACAGACUGCUCUUUCGUCAGAUGACGAGGCUUUGUUAUCCAAGCAAACUGAAGUGCUGGUAGAUUCUGCAGAACUCGAAUCGAUCUAUCCUCAAGAGCGUGUGUUGACUGAUGCUGUUCAUUCCAUUGACAUACAGGAUGGAAAUCCCUUUGCCAUGACAGAUCCACAAUGGAGUCUAGCUUCUCAUUACCAUACAUUUCCUGCACUUUUAGAUAUGACUUCCAUGUCCUCGCUUGCAACUGACAAUACCUAUGGUGCUACUGCCACAAACACUGUUGCAUCACAAGAAUCGCUACCAAUGAGUGCCUGUAGUCAUGACAUACACACCAUGAACAGCGACUAUCAUUGCAUAUCGCAGACGUGUGAACUUGACCGAUCGCAACAUCUCAUGUCUACCAAUCAACAAUUGAUUCCAUAUGUCAAUGGCGCAGCUUCUCUUGAUCUUCAAUCCACCCAGUUGUCUCAACAGUUGUCUUCCUCAUCAACCCCUUUGUUACUUGAAAGCAGGCGAUUACACUUGUCUAAUCCCAAUGCGUCCAUUCCAUCCUCUUAUCGCGACAAAAUAUCGGUAAUACAAGCCAUAUCACAUGCUAUUACAAACUCUAUUGGAAUUGGGUUUUUGAUGCUACCUUAUGCCUUUUCUCUUUCUGGCUGGAUUGUUGGUAUACUUGCAAUUCUAUUAACAGGAAGUCUUGUUCAUUGGGUAUCACAGCUGGUAUCUCGCUGCGUUUUACUUUUCGAUCGGCAUCGUCGCUCUCCACAUCAAGCCAUCCGCAUUCUACAUACAUCUUCAGAAAUCUAUGCCACUGAAAUGUCACUUUUACUUGCUUUGAAUAUAAAUCCAUCUCAUUUCAAGUUUGGUUGUAUACAUGUAUCUACCAUGGCUCCACUUGUAAAGCAUAUCUUGGGUCGGCCCACUUGGCUAGUAUUCAACAUUAUGGAUGGGCUGCUCAAGUUGGGGUCGUGUAUACUCAUGGCUGUAGUGAGCUCAAUGCUUAUACUUGAAACUUGCUCUCAUCCACUUUCAAAACUCCACACAGAUCCAGAAUCUGUAUGUUGGAUUCAAAUUCCAUUCAUGAUGACACCCAUCUCUAUUGAUCAGACUUGGUCAAAAUUUAUGCUAUCCAUUCUUGUGUUUCCCCUGUUGCUAAUGCCGUUUCAUCGUUUACGCAUGUUUACCUCUAUAAUCGGAAUGGUGUCUAUUACCAUUGCAUUUAUGUGUGUUAUCAGUGGUAUGAUUUACUGCAUCAUCAAUGAGAUUGAACAGGGUAAUAGCAUGAACAAGGUGAUGGAUGAUGCAUUCCAAAGAGUAUUGGAUCAAACUACAAUCUGGCCUACCAAUCUAUCCAAUGUAAUGCAAUCCACACUCAUAAUCCUGCUAUCUUUUAUGACUCAUGAUAUUUACCCUGAUCUACAAAGAGAGAUGCAUACACCCAUACGAUUUAAGCGCGUAGUUUCUAUUUCUGUUCAAAGUGUGAUGGUUAUGGAUCUUGUCUUUGCAGUGAGCGGAUAUGCGUUUUAUGGAAACAAGUCAAUGAAACUGGUAACGGGGAAUUUUAUCCAAGAACUUGGUGGACAUACCUAUAUCAUGUCGAUUGCGAUAGUGAUGUUGGCAAUCAAUGUGAUGUGCAGAUAUGCGAUGGGUACACACUCGGUAUGCACGUGGAUUGAGACUGUGAUGGCAACAAGACGAAACCGUCAUGAGUCACAUGAAAAUAGAAAUUCAUAUGAAGAUCAAGAAUGUAGGCAUCAGUGCCAUGCCGGUGUGCGUGGUAGUAUUUUGAUUGGAAUGACGUGUCUUGUUGCACUUGGAUUGGAUAUCCAAUGGAUAGUGACAAGUGUGUCGACACUUGGAUUAGGAGUAGGCAUUGUAAUACCCAUAAUGUGCUAUGUACGACUAUUCUGCUUAAUUCCAUGA
This is a messenger RNA of Batrachochytrium dendrobatidis JAM81, 1944 nucleotides long. RefSeq lists its product as uncharacterized. The record is from RefSeq and is a predicted model, not a curated record. The transcript has 3 exons. Gene Ontology annotation, biological process: amino acid transmembrane transport. Lineage: Eukaryota; Fungi; Chytridiomycota; Chytridiomycetes; Rhizophydiales. Gene Ontology annotation, molecular function: L-amino acid transmembrane transporter activity. Bases 1 to 1944 code for a protein of 647 amino acids.